UAUCAACUUCCACUGAUUAGAAUUACAGUACCACAAAACUCAGAUUUGCCAAAAAUUCAUUUCCAAUAUUUUUCAAAAUGAGCAUUCUUGAAAGACAAAGAGCUAUUUUUGAACAUUUGUACCAAUGCCAACAACAACAACAAACUUCUAAUUCUUUGCCAAAUCAAAAUCUUGCUCAACUCAAUAGUUUAAUGAGUGAAAAUACAAUGGAAUUCAGUCAAUUUCAGAAUUUUCCCUUCAAGAUUGACACACAAAUUGAUUUUGGAAGUGAAAAGAGGAAUUGGACAAGCAAGAAGAGAAAAUCAGAGGUUUAUGAAGAAUAUGAAUGUAAAGUUGAAAGACUUGAUGGAGAAGCAGGGGAAGUAAAGACAGAGAUGAUCGUGAAAACUGAAAAAGGGAAGAAUUCGAAGGAGAAUUUAGAGGCUAAAAAUACUGAUUUUAUUCAUGUUAGGGCUCGUCGCGGCCAAGCUACUGAUAGCCACAGCUUAGCUGAGAGAGCAAGAAGGGAGAAAAUAAGCAAGAAGAUGAAAUGUUUACAAGAUUUAGUACCAGGUUGUAACAAAGUGAUUGGCAAAGCAGGAAUGCUUGAUGAAAUCAUCAAUUAUGUUCAAUCUCUUCAAAAACAAGUGGAGUUUCUUUCCAUCAAACUUGCCACUUCCAAUGUGAACACAGACAAUUUAUUUGCCAAGGAGUUACCUAAUCCAACAUUUUUACAACAACAAGGAAACAUUAAUAUUGGUGUUACACAAAGAAGAGAAAAUUGUUUGAUGUCUUUCCCAGAAGCUGUUCUUGAUUCUUCAAAUGUUCUGGCAUUACAACAACUACCAAAUCUUGAAACUGAUCUACAAUGCCUUUUUGGUGUACGGUUUCAGAAGUAACAGAAAAACCAAAUUAUUUAAUCAAGGUGCAGGAAUGAUAAAUUGCAAUUAUAAAGAGUAAUUAGCUAUUGAAGUACAAAUUUUCUUCACAUCUUUUAGUACAUUUAUUGGGGCAUAUAUAUAAGAAUAUGUUCACAUGUAUAGCCAAUGUUGGGACUGUUUAUUUGGAUGUAAUUAUCUUGUUAAAACUCUUUCUCCCUGUUUGUGUUGAUUUAAAAUGCUUUUAUAAAAAAAAAAUUAUACUAAUAGUGGAAGAACUUUGCAAUAAGA
Solanum lycopersicum (tomato) is the source of this 1148-nucleotide messenger RNA. RefSeq names its product transcription factor BEE 2. Gene Ontology annotation, cellular component: nucleus. Gene Ontology annotation, biological process: regulation of DNA-templated transcription. NCBI's taxonomy places the organism in Eukaryota, Viridiplantae, Streptophyta, Magnoliopsida, Solanales, Solanaceae. The record is from RefSeq and is a predicted model, not a curated record. Gene Ontology annotation, molecular function: DNA-binding transcription factor activity; protein dimerization activity.